AUGGGAAUAUGCACGUCAGCAGAGAACCGAGAAGAGCGAAAAAAGAGUCUGGCAAUUGAUCGUGAAUUAGAGCAAGACCAAAAGAAGCUUCGGCGAGAAUGCAAGAUACUCUUACUGGGAAGCGGAGAAUCCGGAAAAUCAACCAUUGUCAAGCAAAUGAAAAUCAUUCAUCAAAACGGUUAUUCGCCCGAAGAACUCAUCACAUGGAAAUUCACAAUCUUUAAAAAUAUACUCGAAUCAAUCCAAUCUAUUAUCUCUGCCGUACAUAAAUUUGACUAUCAAUUUGAAACGAUCAAAGAUCAGACACUGAUAGAUCAUCUUCUAGCCUAUCAUAUUACAGACCCUUCACUACCUUUUGAUACAGACAUGGCUCUUUUUAUUAUUCAAAUAUGGAAUGAUCCUAUCGUACUCACACUCCUCGAUAAACAUUCAAAUGCAUUUUAUUUCAUGGAUUCGGCACCCUACUUUUUAAACGACAUGAAACGAAUCACCUUGGAUACCACCUAUAUCCCCACCGUCGCAGAUGUCCUGUAUGCUCGAUCCAAAACAACAGGCAUCACAGAAACAAAAUUUCAAGCUGGUCCUCAACUCAUUAUCCACAUGUUUGAUGUCGGUGGUCAACGUUCCGAACGUAAAAAAUGGAUUCAUUGCUUUGAAGCCGUCACCAGUAUCAUUUUCUGCGUUGCACUCAGUGAAUACGAUCAAGUGCUUUUAGAAGAACAUAAACAAAAUCGCAUGAUAGAAUCCCUCAUCGUCUUUGAAUCUGUCAUCAACAGUCGAUGGUUUUUACGCACCUCCAUCGUCUUGUUCCUGAAUAAAAUUGAUUUGUUCAGGGCAAAAUUACCGCGCGUUCCUCUCAAUCGAUUCUUUCCCGAUUAUUCAGGCGCUGACAAUCCUGGAAAAGCUGCCAAGUACAUCUUGUGGCGCUUCACUCAAACCAAUAGAGCAAAUCUCAAUAUAUACCCACAUGUGACACAGGCCACAGAUACACAUCAAAUCCGUCAUGUGUUUGCAGUAAUUAAAGAAACCAUAUUGCAGAAUGCGUUAAAGGACUCUGGCAUUUUAUAA
Molecule: messenger RNA, 1068 nt
Organism: Mucor mucedo
Lineage: Eukaryota; Fungi; Mucoromycota; Mucoromycetes; Mucorales; Mucoraceae
Product: small G-protein GPA3
Exons: 7
Coding region: 1-1068 (355 amino acids)
Biological process (GO): adenylate cyclase-activating G protein-coupled receptor signaling pathway
Cellular component (GO): heterotrimeric G-protein complex
Molecular function (GO): GTPase activity; GTP binding; G protein-coupled receptor binding
Source: RefSeq, a predicted model, not a curated record